Emys orbicularis (European pond turtle) is the source of this 3573-nucleotide messenger RNA. It is a transcript of the gene PTPN14, whose product is annotated as protein tyrosine phosphatase non-receptor type 14. Gene Ontology annotation, cellular component: cytoskeleton. Gene Ontology annotation, biological process: lymphangiogenesis; protein dephosphorylation. The transcript has 18 exons. NCBI's taxonomy places the organism in Eukaryota, Metazoa, Chordata, Testudines, Emydidae. Gene Ontology annotation, molecular function: protein tyrosine phosphatase activity. Bases 1 to 3573 code for a protein of 1190 amino acids. The record is from RefSeq and is a predicted model, not a curated record.
AUGCCUUUCGGGCUGAAAUUGCGACGGACCAGGCGCUAUAAUGUCCUCAGUAAGAACUGCUUUGUGACACAAAUCCGUCUGCUGGACAACAAUGUGAUCGAGUGCACGCUCUCAGUGGAGAGCACAGGGCAGGAGUGUCUGGAGGCUGUGGCCCAGAGGCUGGAAUUACGUGAGACACACUACUUUGGCCUUUGGUUUCUCAGCAAGAGCCAGCAAGCACGAUGGGUAGAACUGGAAAAACCUCUGAAGAAACAGCUGGACAAAUUUGCCAAUGAGCCUUUGCUUUUCUUUGGGGUAAUGUUCUAUGUGCCCAAUGUGUCCCGACUGCAGCAGGAGGUCACAAGGUAUCAGUAUUACCUACAAGUGAAAAAAGAUGUUCUUGAUGGUCGAUUGCGUUCUUCGUUGGAUCAGGGGAUCCGGCUGGCUGGCUUAGCUGUGCAAGCGGAUUUUGGUGACUAUAAUCAGUUUGAAUCUCAUGAUUUCCUCCGAGAAUAUGUUCUGUUUCCUAUGGACUGGACUCAAGAUGAAGCAGUCCUGGAAGAUCUGACUCAAAAGGUAGCUCAGGAACAUAAAACUCACAUUGGCAUACCAGCAGCAGAAGCUGAACUUAUGUACAUCAGUGAAGUGGAACGCCUUGAAGGGUUUGGACAGGAAAGCUUCCCUGUGAAGGACAAUCACGGAAAUGAUAUGCAUCUUGGCAUUUUCUUCAUGGGAAUCUUCAUAAAAAAUAGAAUUGGAAGGCCAACAGUGAUAUACAGGUGGAAUGAUAUUGGGAAUAUAAUACAUAACAAGUCUUCAAUCAUCGUGGAGUUGAUCAACAAAGAAGAAACCGUGCUCUUUCACACAGAUGAUAUUGAAAAUGCAAAAUAUAUUUCACGGCUGUUUGCUGCAAGGCAUAAGUUUUAUAAACAGAAUAAAAUCUGCACAGAACAAUCAAGUUCUCCUCCCCCUAUCAGACGGCGGCCCACCUGGAGUAGGUCAUCCUUGCCAAGACAGCACCCAUUUAUACUGCCACCUAUGCAUGUCCAGUGCGGAGAACACUACACUGAAACAAACAACUCACAAGACAGCAUUUUCCAUGGAAAUGAAGAAACAUUCUAUUGUAGAUCUCAGACCAGCUUGGACAGGUGCCCCAUGGACUUCAGCUACUUAAAUGGUAAUGGGCCAAAUGGCAGUAUGUGCAGUGCCCACAGCAUGAACUCUCUCAACCGUUCACAGAACUUCGUUCAGGCGUCUCCAAUGUCCUCCAAUCUCAGCAUCCCAGGAAGUGAUAUCAUGAGAGCAGACUACAUCCCCAGCCAUAGACAUAGUGCCAUCAUAGUGCCGUCCUACAGGCCAACGCCAGACUAUGAAACUGUCAUGAGGCAAAUGAAGAGGGGGGUUAUUCACAUGGAUAGUCAAAGUCAAUCUUUAAGGAACCUCAAUAUUGGAAAUACACAUGCUUACAACCAACCAGAAGACCUGGUUUACAGCCAACCUGAAAUUCGAGAGAGACAUCCCUAUACUGUUCCUUAUGGGCCGCAUGGUGGUUAUAACAAACCUGUUGCCCCAUCUGACCAAAUGAACCCUAAUAAUGCUGUGCAGAAUAAGGCAGCAGCCAGUGCCAUAUCCCACACAGUUAGCACGCCAGAACUGGCUAACAUGCAGCUGCAGAGCAGUCAAAGCUAUAGUACUGUCCAUAUGUUAAAUAACUAUCUUUUCAGGCCACCACCUCCAUAUCCACGUCCACGUCCUGCCACCAGCACGCCUGACCUAGCGAGCCACCGUCAUAAAUAUGUCAGUGGCAGUAGCCCUGAUUUGGUUACUCGUAAGGUCCAGCUCUCAGUGAAGACAUUCCAAGAGGACAGCUUACCAGUGGUUCAUCAGUCACUCCAGGAGGUUAGCGAGCCACUCAUGGCAGUCAAGCAUCAUGCAGCUUUGCACAAGCGCCAUAGUUUGGAGGUCAUCAGCAAUAUGGUACGUGGUAUAGAAGCUAUGGCUUUAAAGACAUUAAAUGCCCCUCUGCCACGUAGAAACACCUUGCGAGAGCAGGUGCAGCCAGAAGAGGCAGCGCAGAUGGAACACGCGGUUCAGCAGCACCCUUGCUACCAUCACAAGAAGACGUUCUCGAGUGCCACGAUGCUGAUACACAGCAGUGAAAGCGAAGAGGAAGAAGAAGCUUCAGAAUCAGUGUCACAGAUAGCACCGCUCCAUGAAAAUGUGGAAUAUAGUGCUCAGUUGCAAGCUGCUUUGGCUAGAAUACCAAAUAAACCUCCUCCUGAGUAUCCUGGGCCAAGGAAAAGUGUUAGCAAUGGAGCCCUGAGGCAGGACCAAGUAAACAUUUCAGUGGCUGUAGCCAGGGCCAAGGCCAUGAGGCCAGGGCCUACCAAGGCCAUUAGCGUGUCUCGGACUGAUCAAAUGACAAUGAAUGGGGCCUCACUUGGACCAUCUAUCUCAGAGCCUGACCUCACGAGUGUAAAGGAGAGGGUCAAGAAAGAACCAGUGAAGGAAAGGCCUGUGUCCGAAAUGUUUUCUAUCGAGGACAGCAUUAUAGAAAGAGAGAUGAUGAUGAGGAAUCUAGAGAAGCAGAAGAUGGCAGGCCUGGAGGCCCAGAAGAGGCCCUUGAUGUUGGCAGCGUUAAAUGGACUCUCCGUUGCUAGAGUUCCAGUGCCUGAGGAUAGCCAGGAUGAAGUAGCCAAGGUGCCAAUGGAUGAGAGGUGCAAAAUCUUGAAGAGGAAGUUGGAAGAGGGGAUGGUAUUCACCGAAUAUGAGCAGAUUCCAAAGAAAAAGGCAGAUGGGAUCUUCACCACUGCAGCAUUGCCUGAAAAUGCUGAGCGCAACCGCAUCAGGGAAGUCGUUCCUUAUGAGGAGAACAGAGUAGAGUUGGUACCAACCAAAGAAAAUAAUACAGGCUACAUCAAUGCCUCGCACAUAAAGGUUACUGUAGGUGGGGAGGAAUGGCACUAUAUAGCCACACAAGGACCUUUGCCACACACUUGCCAUGACUUCUGGCAGAUGGUGUGGGAACAGGGGGUGAAUGUUAUAGCCAUGGUCACAGCUGAAGAGGAAGGAGGAAGAAGCAAGAGUCAUCGCUACUGGCCUAAACUGGGCUCUAAGCACAGCUCAGCCACUUAUGGGAAGUUUAAGGUGACAACUAAGUUCCGCACGGAUUCUGGAUGCUAUGCUACUACGGGGCUGAAGGUCAAGCAUCUUUUGUCUGGGCAGGAGAGGACAGUGUGGCACUUGCAGUAUACUGACUGGCCUGAUCAUGGUUGUCCAGAAGAAGUCCAAGGCUUUUUAUCCUAUUUGGAGGAGAUACAGUCGGUACGUCGCCAUACCAACAGCGUGUUGGAUGCUAGCAACAAUUGCAACCCGCCAAUCGUGGUUCACUGCAGUGCAGGUGUAGGGAGGACAGGGGUGGUUAUCCUAACAGAACUGAUGAUUGGCUGCUUGGAACAUAACGAAAAAGUGGAUGUUCCGGUGAUGCUGAGACACCUACGGGAACAGAGAAUGUUCAUGAUUCAGACCAUCGCUCAGUACAAAUUUGUCUAUCGUGUGCUCAUCCAGUUCCUACAAAACUCUAGACUCAUUUAA